Molecule: messenger RNA, 4116 nt
Organism: Symbiodinium sp. CCMP2456
Lineage: Eukaryota; Dinophyceae; Suessiales; Symbiodiniaceae
Source: the annotation of a GenBank genome assembly
AUGUGGCGAUGCCAUUCUUUGCGGCUGUGCCGUCCGCGCCUAGGGACUGUUGGACGGCUGCGGCUCCCCAACACGGGACAGGGGCAGCCUCCACGGAUAUCCCUGCCGCUGCGGCUGCUGUCUUCGCAGGAUGUGGGGCGGGACAAGACCGCGGUGGCCGCAAAGGACAAAGAAGGCAAUACAUCAGUCUUCCUGCUGAUCCGAUCGCUUUGGCCGCGGGAAGCCUCGCACCAGGGCCGCAUCGGCUUUGCAGUGGUGGGGCUGGUAGUCGGCAAAGCAUUGGCCAUCUUGGCACCCCUGCAGCUCGGGCACUUGGUUGACGCGCUGGGCUCUGGCAUCGAAGCCCUGCCGUUGGGGCUGCUGGCUGCGUAUGGCUUAGCCCGGCUCUCCACGAGUGCUUUCAAUGAGCUGCGUGCAGCGCUCUUCGCGACAGUUUCGCAGAGCAGCUGCAGGGCUCUUGCCAGACGCAGCUUCGAGCAUCUGCAUCAUUUGGACACGAGUUUCCUGCUGUCCAGCAAGCCUGGUGCACUGAACGUUGUGGUGAACCGUGCCACAAAGUCGCUCACACAGGUGCUGAACAUGCUCCUUUUCAAUGUCAUGCCCAUAGCGGUCGAGUGUGCCAUGGCGUUGACGGUCAUGGCGUCGCUCGCAGGACCCGGCUGUGCCCUAGCAGCAUCUUCCACCAUCGCUUUGUACGUGGCUUUCACCACCAAGUUCUCCAAUCACAGGCGGGAGAUCAUGCGAAGAUCUAAUCGAGCAGAAGAGGAUGCAAGUGCGGUUUUCUUCGACUCCUUGGCGAACUGCGAGGUGGUGAAGUACUUCCGUGGUGAGGCACAAGAAAGCAGGAGGUACGACGAUGCUCUGGCCAGAUUUGAAGCAGAGCAGGUGGCCGUCUUGCACUCCUUGGCCAAGCUGAACUUUGGCCAGUCGGUGAUUGUUGUCGGAAGUUUCACUUCCAUACUGGCGCUGACGUCAUUGCGGGUACUGAACGGAGACCUUCCCGUUGGAGAUGUUGUGGCAAUUCAUGGAAUUCUGGCACAGUUGAUGCAACCUCUGGGCAUACUGGGAGGCGUUUACCGGCAUCUUGUCCUCACAUGCCCAACUCGCGUAGUGGCUGAGAGGCAGACCAUUGUGCAGGGUAUGCCAGCAGCCGAUGAAUAUGCUACGAACACAGAUUUGGAAGGGCAGAUCGAGCAUGUGAGGGAGAAGGGUGAACUGUCGGAAGCACAGUGCAGAUCCUUAUGCGAGAAAGUGAGGGAAAUUCUUCAAGAGGAGUCGAACUGCCAGCCUGUGCGCUGUCCGGUGACCGUCUGCGGAGACAUUCAUGGCCAGUUCCUAGACUUGAAGGAGCUCUUCCGGAUUGGCGGCCCGCUUCCAGAGACCAACUACCUUUUCCUGGGUGACUACGUAGACCGCGGCUAUUACUCCGUGAAGACCGUGUCGCUCAUGUUUCUGUACAAAGUGCGUUUCAAGGAGCGCAUAACUAUUCUCCGCGGCAACCAUGAGAGUCGCCAAAUUACACAGGUGUACGGCUUCUUCGAUGAGUGCGUUCGAGCAUACCGUGGUCCGCAGGUCUGGAAGCUAUUCACCGACUCCUUCGACUACUUGCCAGUGACAGCCGUGAUCGAAAACCAGAUCAUAUGCAUGCAUGGGGGCAUUUCGCCUUCGCUCGACUCCUUGGAUAACAUCCGCCAGCUGGACCGCAUCCAAGAGGUGCCUCACGAGGGACCUAUGUGUGACCUGUUGUGGUCAGACCCUGAUGAUCGAUGUGGCUGGGGCAUCUCGCCGCGUGGUGCUGGCUACACUUUUGGACAGGACAUUUCAGAGCAGUUUAACCACGCCAAUGGCCUCAAGCUGAUUGCACGGGCGCACCAGUUGGUUAUGGAGGGCUACAACUGGUGUCACGACAGGCAUGUGGUGACGAUCUUCUCGGCACCAAACUACUGUUACAGGUGCGGCAAUCAGGCAGCUGUUAUGGAGAUCGAUGAGCAUCUCAAGUACACCUUUUUGCAGUUCGACCCACCUCCAGUGCAGAAGGUCACAACGCAAGGCUUCGUCGACUUGGGCAAGCUUGCAGCCUUCCUACAUCAGGAGCCAGCAGUUCCGCCACCGCCUGGGGGUGGCGUGCCCUUCGAGUUCAAAGGAGGAGGCUUGGAGUUUCGAGAUGUCCACUACGCGUAUGCCCACAACACCGUCCUUGCAGGGGCUUCCCUGGCAGUGCCGGCUGGGACCAAGAUGGCCAUUGUUGGGCCGUCGGGAUCUGGAAAGAGCACGUUGCUGCGCUUGAUUUACCGAUUUGCAGAUCCACAGCAAGGGCAGGUGUUGAUGGAUGGUCAGGAUCUCAAACUGCUCGAUCCACUCACCUUCCGACGUCACCUGGGGAUAGUUCCGCAGGACUGCUCCUUGUUCAAUGACACGAUCAGUUUCAACAUCCGCUACGGGAGGCCCGAAGCUACAGAUGCCGAGGUCGAACGGGCUGCAGAUCUUGCGCAGAUCCAUCAGCAGAUUCGAUCUCUGCCUGAAGGCUUCGGAACACCCGUCGGGGAGCGUGGCAUGAAAUUGAGCGGCGGGGAGCGGCAACGAAUUGGUAUUGCACGAUGCUUGUUGGCGGACCCGUCUAUUGUGCUGCUGGACGAGGCAACUUCUGCCCUCGAUGUCCGCACUGAGCGGGCUCUGGCAGCUGCCAUGGAUGAGCUCAUGAAAGGACGCACUUGCCUGGUUGUGGCGCACCGGCUGGCAACUGUUCAGCGAUGCGAUGUCGUGGCCUUCCUCGAGGGUGGAGUCAUCCGCGAGCAAGGCCCUCACGAGGCGUCCUUGCGAAAGCUGCAUCGUGUGGUCUGCAAAGCUUGGGUCAUCACUUUCCUUGACAGGUGCCUGCUGAAGCUUGAGUCCGCAUUGCAAGCGAGAAAAGACGCUGCAAUCUUCUUCCAUGCUGCGGAGCUUCGAAACCUUGGGGUGAUUGAUUGUAGGAGGCCGCUGCUGAGAGAUCCCAGGCCAAAAGCGCAGCUAGCUGACCUCAUCGGUCUCGAGGAAGCGAAGGCGGUGCUGCGAGAGGCAGUUACGUUGCCACUGCAACUGGCAGACGUCGGCAGCAUCUUCUGGCGCUCCGCCGAGCGGAGUGCCGUGCUGCUUUCCGGCCCGGAAGGGAUUGGCAAAAGAGCUGCGGCAGAAGCAGCGGCAGCAUUGGCCGGCGCCCAGGUGUUGCACCUGGCGGCAACUGAUGCCGUCAAAACAGCCUUCUGCAGGACAGCAACAUCCAAAGCUGAUGCUUCCCAGAAGCCUGUCCUCAUACUCGUCGAAGGGCUCGAGUUCGCCCCCGAAGCUGCACUGUCGAUUCGGCGCUGCCUCGCAGAGGUGGCCAGAGCUGAGGGCUCGCAGCGAGUUGCAUGCGUGGCAACUGCCGGCUCCGACCCAAGCCAGUUUCUUCGGGCGAUCGAGCUGUUUCCAUUUGGCUUCAUGGUGCAAAUUUCACCGCCUAGCCAGGCAGAGCGCAAGCAGUUUCUCUUGAAGCUCUUCGCACAGGUCUCCAGAUCCGAUGCCCAAUGGGGAUCGGCGUUGCGAGAAGCUGCUGUCGACACGUUAGCAAAUCUUACCGCCAACUACACCUUUGCAGAGAUAGACUUCGUUGUCCGUCGAGCAUUCCUUCGAAGUACUCAAGAGGAGGGCUCACGAGAUCCAGUCGCACUACAUCACUUUGAAAAGAUCUUAGCAGAGACGCCACCACAGAGCUUCAGCGCCUUUGAGCAGGGCACAUCCAGUCGCAUGGCACCCGUGACCAGUCCUGCGAUGGGUGCUGGUGAAGAGCCGCCCUCGAAGAAGGAUUCCGAUGGCAAGCGGAAGAAGAGGGAAGGUGGCAAGGAUCCCAUGGAGAGCAUCUUCGGCUGGUGUAAUUUCUGGUUGCCCGAAGCCUUUCAUCUUCCUCCCGUCAUAUGGGCAAUGGUGAUCUUUGGUAUCAUGGCCCACCUGAUGGCCAGGACUACGUACCAGCCAUACAACAACCGUCGGCGACGCGGCACUGAAAGGGGUGGUGGUAUGGGUGGUCGCAGCUCCCUUUUCGGUGAUCUGAAGGGCAAUCCGCCGCUGCCUGAGAUGGCGUUGUACUCUUGUCUUCCGUGA